Macadamia integrifolia is the source of this 3888-nucleotide messenger RNA. RefSeq names its product sphingoid long-chain bases kinase 1-like. Lineage: Eukaryota; Viridiplantae; Streptophyta; Magnoliopsida; Proteales; Proteaceae. The record is from RefSeq and is a predicted model, not a curated record. Gene Ontology annotation, cellular component: membrane; cytoplasm; intracellular membrane-bounded organelle. The transcript is spliced from 11 exons. Bases 440 to 2704 code for a protein of 754 amino acids. Gene Ontology annotation, molecular function: kinase activity. Gene Ontology annotation, biological process: sphingosine biosynthetic process.
CUGACAGAGGGACCCCCACCACCUGGCCAAGCCACCUAGGGUUUUCGGGGGGCGAUCUGCUCUUUUGGUUGGGGUUGCAGCUCCGGUGAUCUUUCCUCUGUAUCAUUGUAUUGGGAUUUCUUGUUGGAUUUCGAUUUUUGGUAGAGCUUGGUUUCGGCGCGUUUUCGGCCUUCCACUUCAUUUCAGCAAAUGAAUCACUAGGUAUGUUCCCUGGUACAGUGUACUUUAAAGGGAAGUGUUGGGGCACAGGUCCCCAGAAUUUGGGAUAAGGCUGAGUGUUGUUGGGGCACAGGUCCAACUGCUAUUUCAAGGAAUCCAGGCUGCAUUUUUUUGCUGGGUUUUGUUCUGUGGUGAUAUCCUCUCUGCAGCUUGCAUGAGGUCCAUUUUUCCAUCCUUUAUGGUUCAUCAUCCCUGUUGAGGUUUCUGUUUGGAGACAGAGAUGCCAACGAGUGGGAAUCUUAAUCAGAACAUUGGUACUUUGAGUGUGACUCCACAGCAGUCUCUUCGACGCCUGGGAAGUAAAUGUUCUCAAGUAGCAACAGGGCAGCAGUUCUCCCCAGCUGUCUUUCCAGAAAAACGUAGUAAGCUUAAAGCUUUGAGGCGAAGUGAGGCCAUUAUUGUCAAUGGUGAUCCAGAAAACGUGAAGACACAAGAGCACAGGAUUGACAUCGGAGAUGAGAAGUCUGAUUUAUUGGGAAAUGUUGUGUUUUCUGGGAAGAUAGUUUUGGAUAAAAGGAUUACCAACUCAAGUUCUGAUGUGCAAGCAUCCACUGAAAUUACAGAAAAGGAUGUUGUUGACGCGAAACUUACAAGCAAGGCAUUAGUUUGGGGAUCUAAUAUGCUAUUUGUGGAGGAUGUAAUUUCUGUAACAUAUAAUACAGGUGUCAGACAUUUUACUGUACAUUCAUACCCAAUAAGAAAGAGAUCGUAUGGACUUUCUUGUUUUAUGAAGCCUCAGAGAAGUCGAAAGGACUUCCGCUUCCUAGCUUCUAGUUCAGAGGAAGCUCUUCAAUGGGUUAGUGGGUUUGCGGACCAGCAGUGCUUUGUGAAUUGUUUGCCGCAUCCCUUAGUUUCUUCCAAGAAGCGGGCUUCUAACAUGGUUGCAAGUGAUUUUCCUCCUGAAGCAAAUAUCAAAUGUAAAAGACCUCCAAAAGUGCUUGUGAUUCUAAAUCCACGUUCUGGACGUGGUCGUUCUAGUAAAGUUUUCCAUGACAAAGUGGAACCUGUAUUUAAGCUUGCAGGAUUCAAAAUGGAGACAGUCAAAACAACAUAUGCUGGUCAUGCUAGAGAUCUUGCCUCGACUAUUGACUUCGGAGCAUGCCCUGAUGGAAUCAUAUGUGUUGGAGGUGAUGGCAUUGUUAAUGAGGUUCUUAAUGGUCUACUUAGUAGAAGCAACCAGAAAGAAGCAAUUUCAAUUCCGAUUGGAAUCAUUCCUGCUGGUUCUGAUAAUUCACUAGUUUGGACUGUUUUGGGUGUUCGAGAUCCUGUUUCUGCUGCGAUAGCAAUUGUGAAGGGUGGGCUGACAGCCACCGACGUAUUUGCUGUUGAGUGGAUACAGACUGGUACCAUUCACUUUGGGAUGACCGUCUCAUACUAUGGUUUUGUGAGUGAUGUGCUUGAACUCUCUGAGAAAUAUCAGAAGCGAUUUGGUCCACUUCGCUAUUUUGUGGCCGGUUUCCUUAAGUUCUUAUGCUUACCAAAGUACAGCUUUGAAGUGGAAUAUCUUCCUGCAGCAAAAGAGGGAUCCGACCCAGAUGGAAAAGUUUCGGCUGAUCAUGAUACAGUUGAUGUUUCUGAUCUGUACCCAGAUAUUAUGAGGAGAUCAAAUGCUGAAGGGAUUCCCAGAGCAUCCAGUCUAUCAAGUAUUGAUUCACUAAUGACCCCUAGUCGAAUGUCUGGAGACUUGGACACAACUAGCAGCACACAUGCCAGCACUGAACCAUCUGAGUAUGUCCGUGGCCUUGAUCCAAAAUCAAAGCGACUAUCCUCUGGGAGAAGUAAUGCAACUGCAGAACCGGAAGUUCUGCACCCUCAACUUCCUCUGUCAGCAACUCCUAACUGGCCGAGAACAAGGUCAAAGUCUAGGGUAGAUAAAGGAUGGAUAGGAUUGACUGGAACACAUGAUCCCACUCGAUGUUCCUGGGGGAAUCCAUCAGCCAAUGACAAGGAGGAUAUUUCAUCAACAAUGUCUGAUCCUGGACCCAUUUGGGAUACUGAACCAAAGUGGGAUACUGAACCCAACUGGGAUGUAGAGAACUCCAUUGAGCUUCCAGGGCCAUCAAGUGAUGUUGAACGAGGAAUCAAGGAGGACAUCACCCCAAAAUAUGAAGAAAAAUGGGUUCUUAAAAAGGGCCAAUUCCUUGGUGUUUUGGUAUGCAACCAUGCAUGCAAGACUGUUCAGACUGUUCAAGUGGUCGCACCAAAAGCAGAGCAUGAUGAUAAAACCUUGGACUUACUGUUGGUUCAUGGGAGUGGACGUCUGAGGCUAAUGAGAUUUUUCUUGCGGUUGCAGUUAGGUCGACAUCUUUCAUUGCCCUAUGUUGAGUAUGUCAAGGUAAAGGCAGUGAAGAUUAAUCCUGGUAAGAACACACACAAUGGUUGUGGCAUUGAUGGUGAACUUCGGUCAGUCAAUGGACAGGUUGUCUCUUCUUUGCUUCCUGAACAGUGCAGACUUAUUGGUCAUCCCCCAAGCAUUCGCAUAUAAAGGCCCACGCCUGAUUUUUGGAAGAUUUCUCAAGUGUCUAUGUUUGCCAAUAUAUGCUCUGCUUCACUUCUAGCAACAGUACAGUGUGGUAGAAUAUUCAGAGCAUUCACAAGCUGAAGUUAAUCUUUUUUCCAGCCAAUUUGUUCUGUUUCCUAUUGAGCCUUUACCUAGGGGUGUAUAAGGUCCCUAUAAAUUUACAAGCGAUCAUACAGUACUGUUACAAAAAUCUGGAAUAUGUAAGAGACCGAAGGGAAAAUAUAAGUAUGGGGUGAAGUGAGCAGCAAGACAUUUUACUGCUCUGAGCGGACGUGACAUUUAUCGAUUUGAUCUUUAAUAAAGGCCGUCUUUUGUUUGGUGCUGUGAGCUUCAGGUUUGAGCCAUGAUCUCACUGAUGUCAAGACUGUUUUGAAUAAUUCUAAAACUUGAAAGAUAAAGCCAUCAUGAUCUCGCCCAUCGCAGCACAUGUAUGAGAUCAGAGGAAGUCAACUCUGCAACUCAAUCUAAAUAACAACAUAGAAAUAUAAGAAAUUAGAAAAGGUUUUCUCUGCAUGCUUCUUGUAGGAACCUUUCCCAUGCACCUUCUAUUUUUUGGCCAAUUGGACAAGAUGAUUUGGCAUUUUUAUGGUUGGACAGGCAGGAAUCUUCUAGGGAGGCCAGGUGAAAGUUUGAUCGUGCAUUUCUACUGUAUGGCCUACUAUAGUUAGUGUGUGUGUGUGUGUGUGUGUGUGUGUGUGUUGGUGGGGGGUGUUUAAGGUCUCAGUUGCUGAACAUUUUUCUCAGUGUGGGUGUUGUAGUUUAAAUGCCCAGUUGCUGAACAUUUUUCUAAGCAUUAUAAAGAAAUGUGAGCUAUAUUGGCAUGGAGAAGAUAUGCAAAUGUAAGGGCUCAACCCAAGUAUAACCGUGGAUAGAGCUGUUCGGAGGACAAAUACUCGUGUAGUCGACCCCUUUUAGGGCGAUUUUUCCGCAAUGCUGCUCUGACUUGUGUGUUUAUUUUUUCACAUUUUUUUUUUUUUACCAGCUUUUCUUCUCUUAUAUAAAUAUAUAUGUGUGUUUUUUGUCAGAUUCAUAUAACCAACCCUAUUUAGUUGGGAUAUGGUUAUGGUGGUUGUUGAUUGGCAUGGAAUUGUACAGAUGACUAAGGUGAUGGUGUGCACAUGUCUUAUUGAAUUUGGUUGCUUACCUAA